Saccharomycodes ludwigii is the source of this 807-nucleotide messenger RNA. It is a transcript of the gene SPT15, whose product is annotated as TATA-binding protein. The transcript has a single exon. Gene Ontology annotation, molecular function: DNA binding; RNA polymerase II general transcription initiation factor activity. Bases 1 to 807 code for a protein of 268 amino acids. Lineage: Eukaryota; Fungi; Ascomycota; Saccharomycetes; Saccharomycodales; Saccharomycodaceae. Gene Ontology annotation, biological process: DNA-templated transcription initiation. The record is from RefSeq and is a predicted model, not a curated record.
AUGUCGGAAGAAGAAGAUCAAAGAUUAAAAGAUUUUAAAAAGACAAACAGCAUUGUGUUUGAUGAAGCUACCAGGAAAGUCUGGGAAAGUGAAAACAAUACUGAACCUAAUGGUCCAAACGAAAUAGAAAAUACUAAUAACACCAAGAUAGAAGGUUCUUCAUCUGCUUCUACGGCUUUUGGUGUAAAUACCACGGAACCUAGCAUAAACGCCAAAAAUGAAGAAGUAGAAGACAGGCAUAACGAUCAGGCUGAUGAUACUACCUCUGGUAUUGUUCCAACAUUACAGAAUAUAGUUGCCACAGUUGAUUUAGAUUGUAGGUUAGAUUUGAAAACCGUAGCAUUACAUGCCCGUAAUGCAGAAUAUAAUCCAAGAAGAUUUGCUGCCGUUAUCAUGAGAAUCAGAGAGCCCAAAACAACGGCUUUAAUAUUUGCAAGUGGUAAGAUGGUUGUAACUGGUGCCAAAAGUGAAGAUGAUUCUAAAUUAGCUAGUAGAAAAUAUGCAAGAAUUAUUCAAAAGAUUGGAUUUAGUGCUAAGUUUACAAAGUUUAAAAUUCAAAAUAUUGUGGGCUCAUGUGAUGUUAAAUUCCCCAUUAGAUUGGAAGGGUUGGCAUUUAGUCAUGGUACCUUUUCAAGUUACGAACCCGAGUUAUUUCCCGGUUUGAUUUACAGAAUGGUUAAACCCAAAAUUGUUUUAUUAAUUUUUGUUUCUGGAAAAAUUGUUUUAACAGGUGCCAAAAAGAGGGAAGAGAUUUAUCAGGCUUUUGAAGCUAUUUAUCCUGUUUUAAGUGAAUUUAGAAAAUUGUAA